AUGGCUGAGAUCCGUCGUAAGCUCGUCAUCGUCGGCGACGGUGCCUGCGGUAAAACCUGCUUGUUGAUUGUUUUCUCCAAGGGUACCUUCCCUGAGGUCUACGUCCCCACCGUCUUCGAGAACUAUGUUGCCGAUGUCGAGGUUGAUGGAAAGCACGUCGAGCUAGCCCUAUGGGAUACGGCUGGUCAGGAGGAUUACGACCGUCUCCGUCCCCUUUCCUACCCCGACUCCCACGUCAUCCUCAUCUGCUUCGCCGUCGACUCGCCUGAUUCCCUCGACAACGUCCAAGAGAAGUGGAUCUCCGAGGUUCUGCACUUCUGCCAGGGCCUCCCCAUCAUCCUCGUCGGUUGCAAGAAGGAUCUGCGUUACGACCAGAAGACCAUUGAGGAGCUGCGCAAGACGAGCCAGAAGCCCGUCACUCCCGAGGAGGGUGAGGAGGUUCGCAAGAAGAUUGGUGCCUACAAGUACCUCGAGUGCUCAGCCAAGACGAACGAGGGCGUCCGCGAGGUCUUUGAGCACGCUACCCGGGCUGCUCUGCUCUCCCGCACCAAGGGCCGAGGAGGCAAGCGCAGCAAGUGCCUGGUCCUGUAA
Messenger RNA from Thyridium curvatum, 591 nucleotides. RefSeq lists its product as uncharacterized. The transcript has 5 exons. NCBI's taxonomy places the organism in Eukaryota, Fungi, Ascomycota, Sordariomycetes, Thyridiales, Thyridiaceae. The record is from RefSeq and is a predicted model, not a curated record. Gene Ontology annotation, biological process: small GTPase-mediated signal transduction. Bases 1 to 591 code for a protein of 196 amino acids. Gene Ontology annotation, molecular function: GTPase activity; GTP binding.